AAGCUGAAUUAGAAUAAUACCAGCUCCCUCACUCCAGUAAGCGCCGUGACAAAAGCCGCCAUGGAACAUUUUUUGGUGCUGGCAGUGGUAACAGCCUUUAUCCUGCCGACUUCCCAAGCCGUGUUCGACUGUUCCGGGAAGAUGGACUACUUCUACAAAGACGAUGUCAGCUGUACCAAAUACUACGAGUGUCGCUACGGGCAGCUGGCGGGGACGUACUCCUGCUCACUGGGGUAUUUCUUCUCUCAGGAUAGUGUGGGUUGCAUUCCGGCCACCAGGCUAAUAGAGGACGGGGUGUGUACCCUUCACGGAUACCGUGCUGGCAUGGCGCCCGAAGGACCUUUCAUCUGUCCGCGAGCUGGCAUGUUUGCUGUAGCCAAGAACUGCUCCCUGUAUAACUUCUGUAGCCGCGCGGACGUGGAGGGGAAAACUCUGCAGUGUCCUGAACAGUUCUUCUUCAACGAGACCAUGGGAUCUUGUCGCUGGCGAGGCCACUUUAAAGACUGCCUAAGAGAUGGGACUCGGAUCACGUCAACACCACCUCCAACAACCACGCCGAAGCCUACACAGUGGAACCCCUGGCGAAGAACAACGAAAAGAAUUACUACCACGCGUGCUCCGACCACCACGGGAAAACCUUGCUUUAAAGAAGGCUUAAAAACUGUGGACACUGAAGACUGCAGAGGCUUCUAUAUCUGCAACGAUUUGGUAUGGGUUCGAUACCAGUGCCCUCCAUUGUUAAUGUACAACAAUAAGACCGGCGUCUGCCAGUGGGAUGUGAAGGUGGACACGUGCGACAAAGGGAAGUUUAUUUGGCCAACAACAACAACAACAACAACAACUGUGACAUCGACUACAACUCAAGGAUACCGUGCCGGCAUGGCACCCGAAGGACCUUUCAUCUGUCCGCGAGCUGGCUUCUUUGCUGUCCCCAAGAACUGCUCCCUGUACAACUACUGUUACCGCGCGAACGUGGAGGGGAAAACUCUGCAGUGCCCGGAACAGUUCUUUUUCAAUGAGACCGCGCUAUCUUGUCGCUGGCCAGGCCACUUCAAAGACUGCCUUAGAGAUGGGACUCGGAUCGCAGCAAUACAACCUCCAACAACCACGCCGAGGCCUACACAAUGGAACCCCUGGCGAAGAACAACAAAAAGAAUCACUACAACGCGUGCUCCGACCACCAGGGGAAAACCUUGCUUUAAAGAAGGCUUAAAAACUGUGGAUACUAAAGACUGCAGAGGCUUCUAUAUCUGCAACGAUUUGGUAUGGGUUCGAUACCAGUGCCCGCCAUUGUUGAUGUUCAACAAUAAGACCGGCGUCUGCCAGUGGAAUGUGAAGGUGGACACGUGCGACAAAGGGAAGUUUAUAUGGACAACAACAACAACAACGACAACAGUGGCACCUGUAACAACCCAAGAAUCAAAAACACAUACAACUACAAAGAAGGAGACAAUUGUUGAUAUUUCCGGCAAAACGAAUAAUUUGGAGAUUCAUCAGCAAACGAGAGCUCCUUAUGUGAAAAUGAGUCACAGCGAAAUCCACUGCAGUGCAAAUACCAUAAUGGUUGCCAUUGCGCGCGAAGCCGUUGGUCCAUUGGAAGGUGACGUUCACUUUGUCGCUCAUCUCCGAGACCCACAAUGUACCGGGAAGGACAAUUCAAGCCACAUCUUGUUCACCUUCAGCCUCGACACGUGCGGCACUUCAGCUCGGUUGACCAAAGCUUUUGUCGUAUUCGAAAAUGAAAUUUUUAUAAAGAACAGAUUCCUUGCCGAGCAACAGGUGUCCGUGUCCUUUGAAAAUUAUUUCAACACGGUGCCCGUGGUUUGCAACUAUGACCGUAAGGAACUCCUGUCCAUCUCUUACAAGCCACAUUUCCGAACCAUGAAUGUUCUAGAGCAUGGAUUUGGUCAUCUGACAUUCAGUCUGGAGCAGUACCAUGGCGUCCAGUUUAAAGUACCGUACCAGCCAGACGACUACCCGCUGUCCGUGGACCUGAAGGACCAGAUAUACAUCCGUCUGGGCGUGAGGCUGGCUGCAGCCAAUGUGUCCGGCCUGGCGCUGAGGGCAGACAGUUGUAAAGCAACCAGUUCUCUUAGUCCGUUUUCAUCUGAAGCCGUGAAACUUAUUGACGAUGGCUGCCCCGCUAUGAAACAGUUGACCGUGUAUCCUAGCAACGACCCCACUGAAGUAUUAUUUGGAUUUCCAGCGUUCUACUUUGUACGGGAUAUAGAAAAGGUGUACCUCCACUGUGAGAUGCAGGUAUGUAUGCAGAGUGACCCCACGUGUUCCUCUAGCUGCCAGACUCCCGCCAGAGGGCGCAGAGAUGUGAGUGGUGCUUCCUCCUCCUCCUCUACCUAUAUCGUCACACAGGGACCCUUCCAGCUUAAGCGAGAUCCAGGAAAUGCCACGGGCGUUGUUGUCGUGUGCAGCGUUGUUGUAUGCGUUGCAGCACUAGCAGCCAUUAGUGUGUCACGACGCAGACGUAGAACACGAUGGCAGAAGGUAGCGACACAUGACGGUGAAGAUGAUAUUAUGUAGAGUGACUUUAAAAUAUUGACCUUGCAUGCAGAUGAAAGCAACCUGCGUCCAUCUUUGGACAUUUAGGCCCUAUAUCUGCCGUUUGUGCGCAUUUUAUUUGACCUCGCAUUGUUUCAAAUCUGCUGAUCUAACGAACGUUCUGGGAUAUUUAGAAUGUAUUUUUCUUGUUUGCAUUAUAAACAUGGAGAGUGAGUUAAGCAUAUCGACAGUUUCAUAUCCAUAUGUGUGUUUGGGAUCUUGCUUUUUUAAACUUAAGUUUGAAUUGGUAUCACAUACAAUGGAUUUAAAUAAGUAGGUCCUAAAGACGGUUAUACAUUUGUAAAAUGAGAAAAGUACAGGUAGUAUCGCUAUUAAGGUCACAAAUUGCAAUUUACGCAUUAUAUUUAUUGUAGAAAAAUUGGAAUACUAGAAAAUAAAAUCUCAAAUGCCAGCAAUUCAAAAUAAAAAUACA
Messenger RNA from Lingula anatina, 2989 nucleotides. RefSeq lists its product as uncharacterized. The record is from RefSeq and is a predicted model, not a curated record. Lineage: Eukaryota; Metazoa; Brachiopoda; Lingulata; Lingulida; Lingulidae. Gene Ontology annotation, molecular function: chitin binding. Gene Ontology annotation, cellular component: extracellular region.